Messenger RNA from Humulus lupulus (European hop), 612 nucleotides. RefSeq names its product glycine-rich cell wall structural protein-like. The transcript is spliced from 2 exons. The record is from RefSeq and is a predicted model, not a curated record. Bases 1 to 612 code for a protein of 203 amino acids. Lineage: Eukaryota; Viridiplantae; Streptophyta; Magnoliopsida; Rosales; Cannabaceae.
AUGACUCGUGGACUUGGUGAUGAGCCUCCAGAAGGUGGGCUAGGAAAUGGAAAAUGUGGAGGCCAUUGGAAGGAAGGUGAGCCUCCAACAGUUGGGGGACCUGGCGAUGAGCCUCCAGAAGGGGGACUUGGAAAUGGGAAAUGUGGCGGCCAUUGGAAAGUAGGUGGACUUGGUGAGGAGCCUCCAGAAGGUGGGCUUAGAAAUGGAAAAUGUGGGGGCCAUUGGAAGGCAGGUGACCCUCCAGCAGCAGGGGGGCUUGGCGAUGAGCCUCCAAAAGGUGGGGUUGGAAAUGGAAAAUGUGGAGGCCAUUGGAAAGCAGGUGAGCCUCCAGCUGGGGGGCUUGGCGAUGAGCCUCCCGAAGGUGGGCUUGGAAAUGGAAAGUGUGGGGGCCAUUGGAAAGCAGGUGAGCCUCCAGCUAGGGGGCUUGGCGAUGAGCCUCCCGAAGGUGGGCUUGGAAAUGGAAAGUGUGGUGGCCAUUGGAAGGCAGGCGAGCCUCCAGAAGGAGGACUUGGGGAUGAGCCUCCAGAAGGACUUGGGAAAAACGGAUGUGGCCACGAUGGAAAAGAUGGUGGACUUGGUGAUGAUCCUCCAGAAGGAGAACCAGGGAAAUGA